UUUACCCUGAUUCAUUCGAGCUCCAGACUUAACAUUACUUUCGAUGUCGAUACCUCAGACAGAUUCAAAUACUAGACGACAGUGUGUAUUAAGUAACUGUACAUAAAUGAGAAGUUUCAAUUACUCGAUCGGGUAUGCACAUCGAACUCUAGAGAGAAAGUUGCAUUUGGCUCUGAAGUAUAGAAGAGAGCGGAAGCAUAGAAAAGAAUAAAACCAUUAAGCUGACUGUGAAAUAUAAGUCAAGAUUUUAUCAAUCGAUUAUAUAGAAUUGUAUGUAAAUAUAAAGUAUUAUGAAAUGGAAAGCCAAAGCAAUUUCUUAGUCACGAAUUUCUAUUUUUUGGGCACUGUGGGGAUUAUUGUAACGGGAAUCGUAUUAGCGGUUCCCAUGUUACGUGAGAAGUUUCGCACUCAAUAUGUGAAAAUUCGUACGAAAUCAAUGAACUAUACGCCCAUAACAUAUAUGGAGGAUGAUAGGCUAACUGAAAUAUCGAAAAAGCGUUUGCGCAUGGUGCGCCGCAAGACGUUAAUUUUAGACAUGGACGAAACACUGAUCUCAUCUGUAAUACUCUACCGGGUGAAAGAAACGUCGGACACAGGUUCCGAACACAAUCGCCGAUACAAGGCAAAGUCCGUGCUCGUACAGUCGGUGCCAUAUGAUUACACCUUCGAUAUACCCAUUUCCGAUGCCAACGUCUACGUCUAUAAGCGGCCGUAUGUUGAUCUGUUUUUGGAUCGGGUUUCGAAGUGGUACAAUCUGGUGGUCUUCACCGCUGCCUCGGAGAUUUACGCAUCGCGUGUGUUGGACUUCUUGGAUGCUGGUCGAAACAUAUUGGAUCACCGCAUGUUUCGACAGGAUUGCAUCGAGAUUUGCGGCAUUCGCGCGAAGUUCGUGUCGCUGGCUCGCAAGGAUCUGGCCAGUGUACUGCUCCUGGAUGAUUGUCCCAUGGAGAACAGCUUCAAUGUUGGCAAUACAGUGAACAUUAAGAGCUUUCGUAUUGGUUCACAGGACAAUGAACUGCUCUGCAUGCUGCCCUUUCUGGACGCACUACGAUUCACUAAAGAUGUUCGCUCGAUUUUGGGUCGCACCACUCGCUACGAAUGCCUGACCAAUUGCUUGGAAUCACAAUUAUUUUCAGACGAUGACGAUUGAGAUAUAGAUUAUGUUCUCACUAUAUCCAACUUUAAACGUUUAUCAUUUCGAUUGCAUAUGCAGCGUGGAAUAGUAUGGAAUACUAUGGUUCUGUAAUCCUCUACAUAUAUAGAUUAUAUGUCUUUGCACACUC
This is a messenger RNA of Drosophila hydei, 1283 nucleotides long. Its product is annotated as CTD nuclear envelope phosphatase 1 homolog. The transcript is spliced from 2 exons. The record is from RefSeq and is a predicted model, not a curated record. Lineage: Eukaryota; Metazoa; Arthropoda; Insecta; Diptera; Drosophilidae. Gene Ontology annotation, molecular function: protein serine/threonine phosphatase activity. The coding region runs from base 296 to 1150 and encodes 284 amino acids.